AUGAGCAAACAACAUAUUUUAGCUAUUCUGUAUCCAGCACAAGGUCAUGUAAUUCCCUCGAUGGAGUUGUCACAGUGUUUAGCUAAUCAUGGCUUCAAAGUCACAUUUGUGAACACAGAGCACAAUCACAAGCGAGUCAUGAAUGCUUUGGCAGAUGAAAGUCAUAUAAGCAAGGAUCAUAUUCAUCUAGUUUCGAUUCCAGACGGCUUAGAACCGUUGGAGGACAGGAAUGAGCUAGGGCGGUUAUCGGAAGCAAUGCAACGAGUCAUGCCUGGGAAGUUGGAAGAGCUGAUAGAGAAGAUCAACCAAGGGGAAGGCCAAAAAAUCACUUGUGUCAUUGCUGAUCAGACUUCCGGGUGGAUUCUUGAAGUAGCAGAGAAAAUGAAAAUCAGGAGGGUUGCCUUUUAUCCUGCUGCAGCUGCAGUCUUGGCGAUAACACUUAGUAUACCAAAGUUAAUUCAUGAAGGAAUCAUUAACAAUGAUGGAAUUGCCCCAAAAGGCCAGAUGUUUCAGUUGGCACCAAACAUGCCCAUCAUGAAAACUGAACCCUUGUUGUGGUCAUGUAUUGGUGACUUAACCACUCAUAAAAUUAUAUUUCAAGCUUUGGUAAGAAGCAACAAGACUACGCUAGCCACAGACUGGCUUCUUUGCAACUCGACAUACGAUCUAGAACCAGCAGCAUUCACCUUGGCACCUGAGAUUUUACCAAUUCCCCACUCUUGGCAAGCAACAGGCUUGGGAAUUCAGCAGGCUACUUCUGGCCACAAGACUUAA
Molecule: messenger RNA, 774 nt
Organism: Prunus armeniaca (apricot)
Lineage: Eukaryota; Viridiplantae; Streptophyta; Magnoliopsida; Rosales; Rosaceae
Source: the annotation of a GenBank genome assembly